This is a messenger RNA of Eremothecium cymbalariae DBVPG#7215, 1317 nucleotides long. It is a transcript of the gene CSR1, whose product is annotated as Csr1p. Lineage: Eukaryota; Fungi; Ascomycota; Saccharomycetes; Saccharomycetales; Saccharomycetaceae. Bases 1 to 1317 code for a protein of 438 amino acids. The record is from RefSeq and is a predicted model, not a curated record. The transcript has a single exon.
AUGGAUGUUCCUUCAGGACGUGUGCAGAACUUGACGGAUAAACAGGAGUUCCAUUUAAAACAGGUUUGGGCCCAUAUAUUCCAGUUUUGGGGAGUUCCGGUGGAUUUGUCGGAGUUACAGGCUACGGAGAAGCUGUUAGAGUCCAACGGAACAACGAAUGUUAAGAGCGAUGGUUCGAAGAAUAAGAAGAAGUUGAUGAGUCUGUUUGGGAACAAGAAAGAGAAUGGUUUGAACGGGUAUAUAAAUGGGCGGAGUUCCUCGAGAAAAAGGGAAUCUUCAGUGUCUGUAGCUACAGUCAGGUCCAGCGAAUCCAUAGAAUCGGCAAAUCAGUCGCUUUCGGUUCACGAAUCGUUUAAAGACCUUGAUCCAACUGAACUGCGCGAGAAAUUCUGGGAAAUGUUAAGAUGUGAUUAUCCUGACAAUCUGUUGUUGAGGUUUGUGCGUGCAAGAAAGUGGGAUACGGGCAAGGCUAUUGGGAUGAUUGCUAAUACGUUGCGGUGGAGAUUGACGGAGGGUCUUCCAGAUGAAAUUAUCCGCGGUGGUGAAGCGAAGGCGUAUGCCGACAAAAAAGUUGGUUUGAUCAAGCAACUCGAACUUGCGAAGGCUACUGUUCGAGGAUAUGACAAAAUAGGAAACCCACUCGUGUUUGUGCGGCCAAAAUUGCAUUUUUCUAAUGAUCAGACAGAACAGGAAAUACAAGAAUAUUCCUUGUUAAUUAUUGAACAAGCGAGGUUAUUUGUUCGUGAACCUCGUGAGGCAGCAACGAUAGUCUUUGACUUAACAGGCUUUUCUAUGGCGAACAUGGAUUAUACACCUGUAAAGUAUUUGAUUAGUUGCUUUGAAGCUCAUUACCCUGAGUGUCUGUACAAGUUGUUCAUUCACAAAGCCCCAUGGAUCUUUCCACCGAUUUGGAAUAUAAUAAAGAACUGGCUAGAUCCCGUGGUGGCUUCGAAGAUUGUGUUUACUAAGAAUUUCAAUGACUUGGAAGCGUAUAUCUCACGUGAACACAUCCCUAUGGAACUCGGUGGUAGCGAUAACUACGAUUUUGAUGGCUUCAAAAAAGUCGACGGUUCAUCAGACGUCAAGCUCAAAGAUAAAGAGGGCAAAGAAAAGGUUAUGUCAGAAAGAAGGGCUAUCAUUGAUAGAUUUAUUCAGGCUACAGUUUCUUGGCUAGAGGCUCCCACUCAUGAGGAGUCGGCCAAGUGGCUAAACACUAAGAUAGAGAUUAGCAAAGAACUUUCUGCAAACUAUUCAAGACUAGACCCAUACAUUAGGUCCCGGUCUUUUUACGAUUUGAAUGGUACAUUAAAGGUUUAA